AUGCUACAACGACAUUCCCUGCAGAGGAAGGAUGCGGAAGUGGCAACGCUUUGCGGCCAGUACAGCUCCUGGUCCGGCGACGGAUACAAUGCCAACAACAACAACUGGGGCGAGGACUCCGCCACUUCCGGGUCGCAGUGCACCUACGUCGACAGCAGCUCCAGCUCGGGCGUCGCCUGGCACACGACGUGGACAUGGGAAGGGGGGUCGGGUGAUGUCAAGAGCUACGCCUACGCAGGCCGAGUCGUCGACAGAGGGCACACGAUAUCCUCCAUCAGCAGCAUGCAGACUCAGGUCUCGUGGAGUUACAACGACACCGACAUCACGGCCACCAACGUCGCAUACGACUUCUUCACAUCCGAGGACCCAGACCACUCCACCAGCAGCGGCGACUACGAGUUGAUGAUAUGGCUCGCCAGAUACGGCGGCGCGACACCUCUCGGCAGCAUGAACGACACCGUCACCAUCGCCGGUCAGACGUGGGACUUCUACGUUGGCGGCCACAACGGAGAAAUGGCGGUUUACACCUUCGCCGCUUCCAGUACGAUCACCAGCUUCAGCGGCGACGCCAAGGACUUCUUCGACUACGUGACGGAACACCAGGGUUUCCCGGCAAGCACGCAGCAUCUACUCGUCUUUCAAGUAGGCUCCGAAGCCACCACUGGGGGUCCGACAACCUUCACGGUUUCUCACUUCUCGGCUAGCGUAAGUACUUGA
Molecule: messenger RNA, 717 nt
Organism: Thermothielavioides terrestris NRRL 8126
Lineage: Eukaryota; Fungi; Ascomycota; Sordariomycetes; Sordariales; Chaetomiaceae
Product: glycoside hydrolase family 12 protein
Exons: 3
Coding region: 1-717 (238 amino acids)
Biological process (GO): polysaccharide catabolic process
Molecular function (GO): cellulase activity
Source: RefSeq, a predicted model, not a curated record